Trichobilharzia regenti is the source of this 438-nucleotide messenger RNA. The record is from the annotation of a GenBank genome assembly. NCBI's taxonomy places the organism in Eukaryota, Metazoa, Platyhelminthes, Trematoda, Strigeidida, Schistosomatidae.
AUGUCUUCUAGUGGUUCUACAAAUUCGAUAUACGACUUCUCUGCCAAAGAUAUUAAUGGUAUUGAAGUUCCUCUAGAAAAAUACCGUGGUCAUGUAUGCCUCAUAGUCAACGUUGCUUGUCUGCGUAUUUUAGCCUUCCCAUGUAAUCAAUUCGGUAGUCAGGAACCAUGGCCUGAAGCUGAAAUUAAAAAGUUUGUAACUGAAAAGUAUGGUGUUGAGUUUGAUAUGUUUUCAAAAAUCAAUGUGAACGGGCCUAAUGCUCAUCCCCUCUUUAAAUUCUUAAAAAAUAGACUUGAAGGUACACUUACGAGUUCUAUUAAAUGGAACUUCACGAAAUUUUUAGUAGAUCGUGAGGGUCAACCAGUUAAACGAUAUUCUCCUACAACUGCUCCACUUGAUAUCCAAGGAGAUAUUUUGGAGCUGUUGGAAAAGAAGUAA